AAAAUUCGCCACUCGCUCUUUCGAUCCUUUACGACGAGGUUCCCCUGUUUGUGCCGGAAGUAAUACCACCACAUUUUCCCGUUUUGCAUCUCCAUCUCCUCUCUCCUAUUCUUUUUCCCUUCCUUAAUUCCACCUCAGUUCGAUUGAUUUCGUAGAAGAACGGGACACGAAUUUUCUUUCCGAGCAGGGUAAGCACCUCUUCCGCCGGAAGUAACUCGUGGCGGAAAUGCAUGCCGCUUGUUCGGAGGGCGUCUCGGAGCUCACGGUCCGCCUCUAAACGCGUCCUUUCGCGACCUUGCUUCUCCCCUUCCGUUGUACCUCACCGUCGAUCGCUUUCGAAAUGCGCGAGAACUAUCGCGAGUAGAGCAACGCGAGUGGCUCGUGCGAACUGCCUGGGAUUCGAACGCGCAUUCUUCCGCAGUAAUCGCCUCGUCUCAUCUACGUAACGUCCGCGCGGAAAGAGCAAGAUCAUCUCUUUAGAAUUCGGCGCGAAAGAACGCAGGGGUGAGUCGGUGACGGCGGAGGGACAGAAAGGCAAGAAAGUACGACGACGCGCUAAUCGGGCAUGGGUCUGACGGAUACCAGUUUCGAGCUACUUCUGACCCUGUGGCGAGUCUUCGUCGUGGGAGUCCUGCCGUGGACCGAGGAGCCGCGCGGUCAGUGUCGCGGUGUCUCGCCGAGCUGCAACAUUCACGGCGACGCCGUCGCUCGUUAGUCGUCUUCGGCGCGACACUCGGUACCGGAAGGAUGUCGUCGACAGUAGUAAAAAAUGCCGCAAAGGACGUCACCGCCGGCGACGGCAGGGAGACCUGGUCGGGGAAGCUCGAUUUCUUGUUGUCGGUCAUCGGGUUCGCCGUCGAUCUCGCUAAUGUGUGGCGAUUCCCGUACCUCUGCUACAAGAACGGUGGUGGUGCAUUUCUGGUUCCCUAUUGCAUUAUGUUGGUGGUCGGCGGUAUUCCUCUGUUUUACAUGGAGCUCGCUCUUGGUCAAUUCAACAGGAAAGGUGCUAUCACUUGUUGGGGUCGACUGGUACCGCUUUUCAAAGGUAUCGGAUACGCGGUCGUCCUAAUCGCGUUUUACGUUGAUUUCUACUAUAACGUUAUCAUCGCCUGGUCACUUCGCUAUUUCUUCGCCUCGUUCGCCACGAUGCUGCCGUGGACCUCUUGCGACAACGACUGGAACACGCCGCUGUGCCGUGAGUUUGACGCGAACGUCUCGUAUGCAUUUGAGGAUAUGGCCAACGAGAUAAAUGAGAAUUUUGGAAACACGACCCGACUCCUGGUCGAUUUAGGAUCAGAUGCCGCUCAGAGCACAGCGGAUAAUCAUACAAGCGCUGCGCAUGAAUACUUCAAUCGCGCUAUUCUGGAGCUGCAUCAAAGCGAGGGCUUACACGAUCUUGGUGCCAUUAAGUGGGACAUCGCGCUAUGCUUGCUCGUGGUCUAUCUGGUGUGCUACUUUUCUCUAUGGAAGGGCAUUUCAACUUCCGGCAAGGUAGUCUGGUUUACCGCACUUUUCCCUUAUGCCGUUUUACUGAUUUUGCUGAUAAGGGGUGUCACUUUGCCGGGUAGUACCGAAGGGAUUCGCUAUUAUCUCAGUCCAAAUUUCAACGUUAUCACAAAGGCAGAGGUAUGGGUGGACGCGGCGACGCAGGUAUUUUUCUCUCUAGGACCGGGAUUCGGAGUGUUAUUGGCUUACGCGAGCUACAACAAGUAUCACAACAACGUUUACAAGGACGCCCUGCUGACGAGCUUGAUUAACAGCGCGACGUCCUUCGUCGCCGGAUUCGUCAUAUUUUCGGUGCUCGGUUACAUGGCACGCGCCAGCGGCAAAUCCAUCCAGGAUGUCGCGACGGAAGGACCCGGUCUGGUAUUCAUUGUCUAUCCGGCGGCCAUCGCUACAAUGCCCGGCUCAACAUUCUGGGCGCUCAUCUUUUUCAUGAUGCUGCUCACACUCGGUUUAGACAGCUCGUUCGGAGGUUCGGAGGCAAUUAUAACGGCACUCAGCGACGAGUUUCCUUUAAUCGGCAAUAAUCGUGAGGUCUUCGUGGCGUGUUUGUUCACCCUAUACUUUUUGGUCGGACUGGCUUCUUGUUCACAGGGCGGGUUUUACUUUUUCCACUUGUUGGAUCGAUACGCGGCCGGGUACUCGAUGCUGUUUGCCGUUCUGGCAGAAACAAUUGCGGUCAGCUGGAUCUAUGGAACGGACCGAUUUUGCGCCGAUAUUAAAGACAUGAUCGGAUUCAAACCGGGCAUCUACUGGCGAGUGUGCUGGAAAUUCGUAGCACCUCUAUUUCUUAUGUUCAUCAUUGUCUAUGGUCUAAUGGGCUACGAACCAUUAUCGUACGAGGGCUACGUUUAUCCAGUUUGGGCAAAUAUAUUAGGCUGGCUGAUCGCGUGCUCUUCUAUUAUUAUGAUCCCAGGUAUGGCAAUCUACAAAAUCAGUAGCACAUCCGGAUCCUUUGUUCAAAGGUUGAAGAUCCUAACGACACCAUGGAGGGACACGCAGCAUCAGAGGAACGAUCUGUCCUCAGUGGCGAACGGCGCGAUUCGUCGAAGUUUCCUGGCCGAGCAAGAUUUCGAAAUCACCAAGGAUCACGCGUUAACUAAGGAACAAACGGAGGUAAUGAUUCAAUCUAGAGAGGGUGUCAAGGGGAACGAUCCACCCCCUGAGCCAGUCUAGGACAGUGCGGUUGUGAUUUUGCACGGUGCCCGGUUCCAAGUAUACCUCUGCUAGAGCACGAUCGCCGAGCAAGGUCCCACAACGACAAGUAACAAUUCACCGAUCAAACAAGACGAAGAUCAGUCUCUUAUCACGGAUACACGACACUCGAGCAUAUUCCACUUGAAUCUUAGGGUACCAGCUUGAUUGACGACAUGGUUUUCUCUCUCUCUUUCUCUAGAGUCGCGGUCGAGAUCCCGCGACUCGACAUUCACGCGUCAAACUCCACUUUGUUCCUUCAUCGACGAAAACGGAGUCGACGCGAUCUAUCUCGUUCCGCGUGUUCUACCACGAAAGAAAAUUACUAUUGUGCGGAUUAUAGAAAAAAGAAACUAGGAAAAGAGAGUGGAUACCGUCGCGACGUAACAUCGUCGUCAACCAUGCUUCCCUUCGGACGGAAUCUAACCGAUAUUCUUAAACGAUAACCCUCAAUCUGUAAAUAUAACAACGCGCGUCACGGAGCACGACGAAUCACAUGAGAUUGGUGAAACGCCUUGGCGAACAAGCAAUUGAUGUUCACGCUUCUUUUAACGGACAAUGUUUGUGACAAGUAAAAGUUACACGAGCCUACCUAAUUUUGGACGAACCUACCUAACUUUGGACGACAGCUUUAAACUUAGGAGAAUCAUUUACGCGCAAAGAGCCUAAUUUAGCGUAGUUUCGAUCUUUGUAAUAAAUCGACUCGGUAUUUUCCUAGAGCGUGACAACUAAUGGACCUGCUUUGAGAGAGGUAACUAACCAAAAACCGUUACCUUCAGUAAAUCUUCUACCUGCGUAAAAGAUUUCCCGAAUCGUUUUUCGCGAUAUGAAACGAACCUUGUUGUUUAAUAGUUUAAUAAUAUCGUUUAUUUCAAAGCGAUGCGAAUUAUGUAAUCGCAUAAAAUGUUUACUUCCUAAAAAUGUUAUAGAACAGAGAUUAUAUUGUUAAGAUAUCUUAAUCUUAUAGGAGAAGAUUACGCGAUGUCGAUUAACCGAUUGUAUGAUUGACGAUUUCCUUGCUGGACCACGUUUGUUAUCUAUAAAAUAGAAAAGUGGAAGGAAAUUGUAAGUUAAUUGCGAUUAAUCGGCGUCGAUGUUUUAGACGAAUUAGACGAAUUAUAUUUCCGUUUGACCAGUUCUCCAGGCUUUCAGUAAGCCUGGAUGGUAAAUGCUGUGUGGACUAUACGCAAAUUAUAAUCACCGGUAAUAUGUUAAGCAAUUUAUUAGAUCUUAUUACCGGUGUGAAUACGCUUCAUCGAUAUCCCGCUCAGUCCUAUAUCGAACACCAUCGUAGCAUAAAACGUUGUUGCGUUUUUAUAUAGAUACAAUUUUUGAUCAUUGGGUUCACUUGCGCUGUAAUUUUCUAGUCAUCGAUUACUUCCUUAUAUAGCCAUUAAAGAUUCGUGAAUGAUACGAUUUCUUCAAUGGAAAAUUAUCUAGAAAAUUAAAUCACGAGUCCAUCAAUCUUGAUAAUCUGUUAUUUACAUUAUUUGUUUAGUCUGACUCCGCACGACCGGUUUGUUCGUUGAAUAUUACAUGCAUUUUAUUAUAUUGCAAUAAUUACAACGUGGGCAUGUAACAUAUCAAUUGCGACAUAAACAAAAUAUCUUUAUAUUUCAUAUACGCCCAUAAUGUUAGACAUUACCUGAUUUUUAGAUUUAAAUAUCGAAUUUAAAAGUAUAUUUCAUUCAAAACCAAACAGCCAUAACAUAUUUUAUGUGCUCUUAUUUUAUAUCCCUGUUGCAGUUUAAAAUAAUUUUGAUGUAUUAGUGUUAAAUAUUUCGAUUUAUUUUAAUCAAUUCUUAUUCAGUUACCGGUAUUAUUUGAUGUAACAAUUAAUUUGAAGUAUUUAAUAUAAAUUUUAGAAAUUAUAGUUCCUGGUUUACUAUUAUUCAUUUGUCACUUUGAUUAUUUAAAAUAUGUAAAGAAUUAUCGUACUAAAUACAUAUUUAAAAUAAUAUCUUUUGAUUAACCCUUUGCGGUCUAAAUUAUCUUGCAAAUGAGCGAAGAUCAAAUAGUUCAGUCACAAUUUUUUCUAAUUAGUUGAUCUGAAUAUAAGUUUUUAUUACUUGGAAGGAAUUUGUAAAAGCCCGAAAAUUAUAAUUGCAUACAAAUUCAAAUAUUUAAAGAAUUAUGUAAUAGAGGUUGAGCAAUACAUUGAGUACAACUCGACGGAUCGCAAAGGGUUAAAUACAAAUCGAUUUGCGAAUAAACGCGUCGUGCGGAUUUCACAGAGAAAUCAGUUGCAAUUUCCAGUAGUUUGAGAUUAUAACACUUUACGAGUAUUGAAACCCUAACGUGUGCCAGCCUGCUCGUAACUCUAUUUGUCUAACUGCUUCCACACGUAUGCGUCAGAUCGCGCGGUAACAGGAACGAUAAAUCGUUUCCUAAUUCUCAUAAUAUCGCACGAUGCGUGAUCUUCCGUUUAUUCAUGAUGCAACGCCUUCAUUGCGAUAGGACCGUUCGUCAUUUAUCUAGUAUUAGUCAGGGCCAGUAGAAUUGAUCGAUACAGCGUAGGUAUCCGACGGAUGUUCUCAAGUACGUAAACGCACCCCAGAGACAAGCAUUUGUAACUUUUUAAGACUACUUUUUAAAAAGUCCAAUAUUUAAAUUAAUUGAAUAAUUUAAUUCAUUUCAACAAUUAAAAAGGAUUAUUUUAUUUAUAUGUUAACGCAAUAGCUUUUCUUCUUACAGUUAUCAUCUAUGUGUAUUUUAAUCAUACAUCAAUAAUGAAUUUUUUCCUCGUUUAUUAUAUAUAAGUAGUAAGCUCAAUUUAGUAUCAUUUGGAGCUAAUUAAAUUUAGUUUAUUAAUUUCUUUAUUUUAUUAUUUAGUUUACUAAAUUUUUUGGAAAUUACCUUUUUCAUCAUCAAGUUUGAGUGUACGUUUAUCUGCACGAUUUUUAAGUGUAUCAACUUCUUGAUAAAAAAAGAAACUUCUUUUACGCUGCAACAAUUCAUCUAACAUAAUAUGAGCAAAAAUUUUCACAUCUUACGAAUAUCCAACGAUACCUGCGUCGCGCAUCCCUGCUACGCUGCGACUUCGUUUCACCGGGAGACGAAGAAACCGUAUCAGAUCUAACAGGGGAUGCCGAUAUAUCACACUUGUAGGUACAAUAAUUACGUGUCUCACAUUAUAGUUUCGCGAACUGGCCGAUGAAAGACGGCUGGACAUAGAAAUUAAGUAAUUUCGAAAUCGUCGUGAUAGAAAGUCGUUAGAAUCUUGCGGUCGAGCGUGGCGAUCGCCGCGACCCUGCCGUUCUUUAUGUUCCCCCUUUCCCACCCUUUUUUCAUCCCCCGUGCGCAGGGGCGCGUCGUCGCACGCGCGACACACACACACACACACACACGCGCGCGCGCGCGCACACGCACGCACGCACGCACACACACACACACACACGCACACACACGCACGCACGCACGCACGCACGCACACGCACACACACGCACACACACGCACACACACACACUCGCGCAUAUAUAUAGUUUAUUUAGCGAUCGUUGUUAGAUACAGAGAUGUAUACGUAUCUAUAAACUUACACAUGUGUAUGUAUAUACAUAUAUAAAAGUAAACAUAUAUAUAUAUAUAUAUAUAUAUAUUUUAUACACAUCGCAUCCGAGUUGCCAUCGCAGCCAUAGGUAGCAGCUCGGGCCUUGUUAACUCGAUUGAACUCGAUUUAAAUGACUAUACUCCUCCGAGACGAGGAAACUAGCAAGCUUGCGAAAAGUGAAAAAAAGAUCGUCGACUAAAAUCCCGAAACCUUUUUCUCCCUCCUCCCCCCCCCAAGUCUGGGCGAUUAUGCCCGCCCAAGAGCCAUAUUGGCCGGGCAUCCGCCGAGACUUAUAACCACCACAUAGAAAAGUUUUGCACCGCUUUGAAUUACGGCAUUUGGAUUAUAAUACCUCAUUGCACCGCAUCUUCUAAUGUUACGCUUCUCUAAUUAGUGUACAAAUGAUUAUUAAUUAACACUAUAUUGUAUUAAUCAUUGUAUUAAUAUUGUUUACUAUUAUUAUUAUUACUCGCAAGUGGAUACAUGAAAAGAACGAUUUUGCUAAAAUAUCUAAAAAUUUAGCUAGAAAAUAGAUCCAAAAAUAAUUUUAAUUUUAUUGGAAUAUCAAAAUAAUGAUGUACGCACAAGCUAUAGUUGUUAGAAACUUUGAUAGCAUUGCUCAUUACUUGAAUAACAUUCUCCAUAAUUAUUUUGAUGAUCCAAUAAUAUUAUUUCAGAUCUACUCUCUAAAUCUGAAUCAGUGAAAUCUUACUGAUUUACAAUGCUGUACUUAUAAUUGUGAUCAUCAGUGACAAAUCACUAUUUUUCAGUGAUUCUGAUUAAGAAAGGGGUACUCUCACUGACCGAAUCAGUAUAUUGUCAGUGAAAAACAGUGCAUAUAUCACUGAAUGAUAUAGUUAUGAAUAUAUCAUUGAAAUCAGACUAUUCACCGUCUUUCAGUGAAUAAUACACUGAUUCCAAUUUAGAAAGUAUACCCAGCUAAAUUUUUAAAUACUUCAGCAAACUAUCUUUCUUUCUUUGUAAGCAUAAGAUAGUUUUUCAUCGAUUUUGUUAUGAAUUUUAUGUGGGCGAUAUGUUUAUUGGUACCAUGUUGAUAGUGUCGAAAUAAUAGUAACUUCGUUCGUCCACAAAGACGACAGCCAUGACUGAGUCUCUAGGGCAUUAUGCAAUAAAAUAAGAAGUACAUUAAAUUACGUUAAUCACUGCGUUUAUAAACCAAUGUUUGUUACAAAGAAGCAAGAAUUUUUGCCAGUAGUUAUGAGACGAAGUGGUGAUGUGGAAGAAGUGGGAAGAGAGAAAAAAAGAAGUAGUCUGGUGGAGAAAGUCGCGCGCGACGUCUCGACGAGAUCUCACUUGUGUGUGUCUUCUUUACAGAAUACUUCUACUCGACUGUAGGUUGCCGAAAAAAAUUCACGCAUUGUUUCGAAAAAUCGAGCGGUGCAAAAUUGAUCUUGAACGCGUACGCUCCGUUCCCCGCUACGUGUCGCAUCCUGUUGAAGACUGUUACAGCUGCGGCUUUGGAGUGUGAUCCCGAUUAGCGUUGACCCGCAGCGCGACGUAGCGUUACGCAUGUAAGAAUGAUUUUGUCGAAUAAAAUUUCGUUCUCUAAAGGAA
Messenger RNA from Solenopsis invicta (red fire ant), 7820 nucleotides. RefSeq names its product sodium-dependent dopamine transporter (gene DAT). Gene Ontology annotation, cellular component: presynaptic membrane; neuron projection; neuronal cell body membrane. Gene Ontology annotation, biological process: dopamine uptake involved in synaptic transmission; sodium ion transmembrane transport. The transcript is spliced from 12 exons. Gene Ontology annotation, molecular function: dopamine:sodium symporter activity. NCBI's taxonomy places the organism in Eukaryota, Metazoa, Arthropoda, Insecta, Hymenoptera, Formicidae. The record is from RefSeq and is a predicted model, not a curated record. Bases 748 to 2679 code for a protein of 643 amino acids.